Messenger RNA from Pygoscelis adeliae (Adelie penguin), 1989 nucleotides. It is a transcript of the gene GK5, whose product is annotated as glycerol kinase 5 (putative). Gene Ontology annotation, biological process: triglyceride metabolic process; glycerol metabolic process; glycerol-3-phosphate biosynthetic process. The transcript has 15 exons. Gene Ontology annotation, molecular function: glycerol kinase activity. Lineage: Eukaryota; Metazoa; Chordata; Aves; Sphenisciformes; Spheniscidae. The record is from RefSeq and is a predicted model, not a curated record. Bases 85 to 1398 code for a protein of 437 amino acids. Gene Ontology annotation, cellular component: mitochondrion.
GAGACCAAAGAAACUGAGGAUUUCAGCAGAGAAGAUGCAGAAGUACGGGACGUAGCUGCUGCGGCAAUCGCUGCGGGACUUCACAUGAGGCAAAUUGCUGGUCUUGGCAUCUCAACGCAGAGAGCAACUUUCAUUACAUGGCACAAGAGGACAGGGAAACCUUUUCAUAAUUUCAUAAGUUGGCAAGACUUAAGAAGUAUUGAACUUGUGAAUUCCUGGAAUAAGUCCCUUCUGCUGAAGGUAGUCCAUGUUAUUUUUACAGUGCUUCAUUUCUUGACUGGGAAUGAUCGAUAUUUGGCACCAAGUUUUCUUACUUUUUCAACGCAACAAACUUCUAUGAAGUUGUCAUGGGUUUUUAAAAACAUACAUGAGGCUGAAGAAGCUGCCAAAAAAAAUAACUGCUGCUUUGGAACAGUUGACACGUGGUUACUGUAUAGAUUGACUAAAGGUUCUGUGUAUGCUACAGAUUACUCAAAUGCCAGUGCCACAGGCGUUUUUGAACCCUUUAUGAAAUGUUGGAACCCUACUCUGUGUAAUUUACUUUCUAUUCCAAUGUCUAUUUAUCCUCCAGUGAAAGACACAAGCUUCAACUUCGGAUCAGCUGACUCUGAAAUAUUUGGGGUACCUAUUCCAAUAAUGGCAGUGGUAGCUGAUCAGCAGUCAGCCAUGUUUGGAGAAUGCUGCUUUCACCCAGGAGAUGUUAAACUGACGAUGGGAACAGGUUGUUUUUGGAAUGUGAAUACUGGAGAGCAUCUCUUUGCAUCACGGAGAGGUCUGUAUCCACUGAUUGGUUGGAAGAUUGGGGAAGAAGUUGUUUACGUAACUGAAGGCUGUAUGUCAGACAUCGGCACUGCCAUAAAAUGGGCUCAGGAUAUAAAUCUUUUCACCAAUGUAGACGAAACAGAAAAAAUGGCACGGAGUAUUGCUGAUUCUCAAGGCGUUUGUUUUGUUCCAGGUUUUCAGGUUUCUGUGAAUGACCCAUAUUUAUGUGCCUCUUUCAUGGGGCUGAAACCUUCCACUACCAGAAACCAUCUUGUACGAGCUAUAUUGGAAUCUGUAGCUUUCAGAAACAAACAGCUUUAUGAUAUCAUUGUGAAGAAGGUACGCAUUCCUCUUCAAACUAUUCGAGCUGACGGAGGUGUCAGUAAUAAUAGUUUUGUCAUGCAGAUGACUUCAGACUUAAUUAAUAAGAAAAUAGAAAAACCUGCAAAUGCAGACAUGUCUAGUCUUGGUGCAGCUUUUCUAGCAGGCCUUGCUUCAGGAUUUUGGACUGACAAGGAACAACUCAAGAAGCUAAGGCGAAUAGAAGCAGUUUUUGAGCCCCAGAAGGACUUGGAGGAAUACAAACCUGCUAUGGAUACCUGGCUACAAGCAAUGAAACGCUCCCUGCACGGGUAGAAAUCGACAUUUUAAUUAUAGAAAAAUUAAAAUGUUUUAAUUCAUACUUAUAAGAUCUUGACACUAACAGGACAGUAAAAAGGAUAACUGAAAUUUGUGACGGGGUGUGUGUAUAUAUAUAUAUAAAAAGUUAUAUGGUACUUGUUACCCCCUUGCUGCUAGAUUACUUACCACACCAUAAUGAACCUUCAUAUCAUCCCUGUGACAGCUGUAGUCCAGCUGCAGCGUUUGUGUCCCUUCAGUGACCUCCUUUGGGUGGCCCAGCUGCUUGAAUCCCACCAUGUACUAGGGAUGGGGAGUAUUUUCCUGUGAUGGGUUGUCUACUGAGGAAAUCACCUCCUUUCUGAUCUUCAGAAUCUUUGGUAUGUUAUUCAUCAAGGAAGGGUAGAAGGCACAUACACGUACUUCCCUAGGCAUUUCUAAGAAACGUAAAAUGAUUGUUGGGGGGCGGGUUGUGGUGAACUUCAUUGUGUACAAAGAUACUUUCUCAUUAGCAGCCUGUUACCACCUUUUGGUUGACUUUCUAAGGAAGCAUUUGACCCAGCUCUGUGAUGACAUUUUUGUGCACUAAAUUAAGAUGAAAUACAAAAG